Messenger RNA from Eimeria maxima, 2718 nucleotides. RefSeq lists its product as hypothetical. Gene Ontology annotation, molecular function: protein binding. Bases 1 to 2718 code for a protein of 905 amino acids. The transcript has 13 exons. Lineage: Eukaryota; Apicomplexa; Conoidasida; Eucoccidiorida; Eimeriidae. The record is from RefSeq and is a predicted model, not a curated record.
AUGCAAGCCGUGUUGUUGCUGCAGGAGGCCGACGCACAGAAACUGCAGCAACAGGAUAACCAACUGCAGCAGGAGCAGCAGGUGCCGCUGCAGCACUCGCGAGCUGCGCAGCAGCUGCUCCAGCAGCUGCUGCAGCACGAGCAGCAGAAUCAGGAAGAUGAGCAUCUGCUGCAGCAGAUAGAAGCAGCAGCAACAGCGCAGUGCACCUCAGGAGAAUGGGUAGGGGAUAUGUUGUCCAUUUGCUGCUGCCAGGAAGCAGCAGCAGCAGACAUGCUGCUGCUGCUAGGGUCGCCAGAGCCGGAGCAGCAGCAGCAGUUGCUGCAGCAGCAGCACUUCAUGCGCUCCCAGUACAGGCAGCGUGUGAAGCAGCUGCAGCAGCAGGAGAAGCAGCAGCAGCUGCUGGAUGAGAAUAUAAGAAGCAGCAGCGCAGCAGCAGCAGCAGCAGCAGCAGCGGGAUCAGAUGACCCCAGUGUGCUGCAGCAGCUGCGCUCUCUUGUCUAUCGCCACACCGCACUCAGCAGCAGCAGCAGCAGCAGCAACAGCGACAACAGCAGCCGCAGCGACAACAGCACCAACAGCGAGAGCAGCACAAGCGACAGCGACAGUAGCAUCAGCACGAGCGAAAGUUGCAGCAACAGCAACAGCAGCAACAGCAGCAGCAGCAGCAGCAGCAGCAGCGACAGCAGCAAGUGGUAUUUUGCUGCACUGUGGCUGCAGCAUUCAUUAGGGAGACACAGCGAUUUGCUGCAGGUCCUGCAACGGCACCCGCAGCAGCAGGCAGCAGUAGACGCGCAGCUGCUGCUGCUAAAGGCGCAUGCACUGGGUUUAGGGUUUGGAGCGUGUGUUGGUUUGCUGCUGCUGCUGUUGUUGCUGCUGCUGCAGCUGCUAAGCUGGCAGCAGCUGCUGCUCGCUGGGGUGUACAGACAGUGGCUGCUGCUGCAGCGCGCUGAGCUCGGCCCCCGCAGCACCAAACCUCUGCGGCUCUCGCAAGUCAAUACCGCUGGCGCCUUUGCUUUGCUGCAGCAGCUGCCAUUGCCUUCUGCCUACAGCAGCUGUGGCCUCGCCUUCUCAAGCUUUAAUGCAAGGAGUACUGCACGACGAGCGCUGCUCGGAGGAAGAGCAGAGGAAGCCCUCGCUGUCUGCAACAUUCUGCUGAAUGGAGAUCCUUUUGACUCGGAUACGAUACGCAUAGCUUGCAGUGCAACUCUUUUGGCUCCGCAUGCAGUAGAGGGUUUGCAGCAGCUGCUGCUGCUGCUAUCGAGAGCAGAGGGACGAAGCCAUCGCAUGCAGUGCUUCUCCACUGCGUGUCUUCUGCGCGGGACUAUUGAAUUUACCUAUGGGAGGUUUCGUGCUGCAGCAGAAUCAGCAGCCAAGGCCAUUCAACUAGGGGACAAGUCGAUUGAGCUGCUGCUGCUGCUGGCUGCUGCAGACGAUAGACUGCAGCAGCAGCAGCAGCAGCAGCAAAUCAACUCAGGAAGGCUUGCGCUUGAGGCGAUAGAAAGGCUAUACCCAUGUUGCAGCGAUGCUUUGCUGCUGAGCGCUCGAGUAGAAAUGCGUCGGCAGCAAAUGGCGACAUCAGAGACUCUGCAGCGCAAGGAGCUGCGGCCGAGUUGUGCUUUGCUGCUCAACGAGUUGGGGGUGCUAGCGGCAGCAACAAGGAACUACAAGAACGCGCUGCGGUGGAUGGAAAGGACUGUGUCUGUUGCUGCUGCUGCCGUUGGUGCUGCUGAGGAUACACCCGGGAAGUGUCCUGAGUUGCCUCAGUACUUCGCAAACCUUGCAGUGUGCCAGCUGCGCGUGGGGCGUCUAUCUGCUGCUGCUGCUGCUGCAGCAGCAGCAUUACAAGCAGCAGCAAAGCUAGCGCAGCUAACUGGUUGCCCUUUUGCUGCUGCCGCUACAUCCUUCCACGACUCUCUUUAUGAGCUGCAGCAGCUGCGUAGCAGCAGAACGAACCCUGCUGCAGCGGCAGCAGCUGCUGCAGCAACUGCAGCAGCAGCAGCUGCUGCUGCUGCAGGAGCAGGAGGAGCAGCAACAAGUCCCCUGGUGGAGCAUCUAGACGGGGAUGAAUUAGCAUGCAGACACCUAAGAAGACAGUUUGCUGCUGCAGCAGACUCUGUGCUGCUUGUUGCUGCUGAGGCUUCCUUAGUAUUGGGGAUUUGCCAUCUACGCAGCUCUAAUGGAGAAGCUGCUGCUGCUCUCCUGGCAUACGCAAUAAGCCUAACGUGGGCUCAUAAAACCCGAGGCAGCGGGCAGGCCAACUGGGUGCAGGCGGAAGCAGAGGCAGCAGCAGCAGCAGCAAACGCGGGGGUGGUUCAGCAGCAAAGCUCGCGGCUGCUGCUGCUGCAGCGCCUCUAUGUUAUGGCAGUAGAAUCAGCGGACACAGCAACAGCAGCACCAACACAGAGGCCGACAGCAGACUCUGCUGCUGCACCCGCAGCAGCUGCUUCAGCAGCGUGGCUCCCCCCAGGGAUUGAGAAAGAGAUGAUGCAACAACAGCAGCAGCAACAGCAACAGCAGCAGAGCCAGGUAUAUGCGGAGCAAAGAGAGCCGAUGGAUGAGGACGUCGCGCAAUGGGCAGCAGCUGUGCAGCAGCAGCACCAGCAAGCCAAAGAAAAACUGCAAGAGCUUGCAGCAUCCCUCAUUUGCAGCAGCAGCAGUAGCAACACCAGCAGUAGCAGCAGCAGCAGUAGCAGCAGCAGUAGUGGCGACAAUAUGUAA